GUGGUGCCUUCUUUGUUGGGUGAGGGCGCACAAAGAGGUGCUGGUUGUUUGCGCGAAACAACCGCAUGCGGUACAAACUGCCUGUUGUCGGAGUGCUUGAGGCUGGUCAGAAGGUAGCCAGCAAAGUGGACGCCAACAGCGCACGCACAAGGACACCAAAGGUUGCGCGCACUUGCGGCAAACGAACCGCUUUGCGGGUGGCGAUUUGGAGCGGGCUUGUACUUUCGAUUUUUUUUCUUUGUCGCUGUGUGUUUUCAACAUGGCAGCUGUGGCGAAUGGCGUCGCUGUGCUUUCUGCUUUGCUCGUUUUCACGGCAAAAUGCCUUCCCUGCCGUAGCAACGGCGGUAGCGUCGAGAGUAGGGUGGUAGCGCGAAGCUCGUGCCGCGGACUCGUGAACGACACAUGCGUUUUGAGUAGAGUAGGCUUUUACGGUGUAGUUGUGAGUGCUGUGACUAGAGUCGACACUCGUGGUCGGGGCGCGCGGGCGAGACGAAAAAAGCUGGUACAUCUCUCCUGGUACAUCUCUCCGUGUGUUUAGGCCACUCAGCUACGUACUGCACCUGGUGUGUUUUGUGUGUUUGAUACCCCCUCCCCCCCCCC
This is a messenger RNA of Ectocarpus siliculosus, 600 nucleotides long. NCBI's taxonomy places the organism in Eukaryota, Phaeophyceae, Ectocarpales, Ectocarpaceae. The record is from the annotation of a GenBank genome assembly.